UGAGACACAGUUCGUCGCGCGCUCAGACGACGCGCACCGGGCGUCGAGCGCGGAAGGGCUUGUCAACGGUUCACGAGACAAUUUAGCGCGUCGGUAUACAAUUUUUGUGACAAUACUUUUGUUCUGUUUUGAUAGUGUACAGUCGAAAGUUUUGAGAAACCGAAGUACUUACUUGUUGAGCGUUAGUGAAGUGUGCACCGACAACCGCGACAGCGAACCAGUGUCAGACUAAUUAUUGUUUUGUUAGUGUUGAAGAAGUACUUGUGUCGCGAGUGAUUUGCAUGUGCAUACCUAACAUACAUUUUAGUUAUACAAAAUUUGUGAAACAGGAUCAAAUUAUUUGAACUUACAGAAAAGGCAUUAAGGCUCAUAGAUGAACUGUUGAUAUGCAUUUCAGUUAUCCGUUCCACUAUAUGAGCAAGAUAAUGAAGUGGUAUCAUUAGUGCUUGGCAUUGAGUACGCAAAUGUGUUUUGAUAGGAAACAAGAACGGUGGCGAGUCAUGUGCGGCAUCGGUGAGGAAGGUUGUCCAGUGAUGGUAGUGGAGGUCGGUUGAGGAGUGAUGUUGGUGCGGGGGUGCGCGGGGGGUGAGCUGCGGCACUCGCUGGCGGAGCGCACGAAGGCGCUGGCGGCACGCUGCCACGCACUGCGCUCGCCCGCCCGCGCUGAGCGCGCCGACCGUUCAGCCGAACGCCGCCGCCCUAGGCACCGCAAGUCGCAGACCCGAUGGUACGUCAAGCAGCCGACAUGGCGGUUGUGGGGCGAGGAGCGCGUGGACGGAGCCGUCUACACCGUCUACCUGAAGAAGGUCCGCUACCACCGGCCUACAAGGAGCGCAUCUAGUGAAUCAGACGAUGAAAUAUCGCACCUCGAGUGGGAGACGGUGCGCGUGCGCUUCGUGAAGGCGGGCACCGUAGAGCGGCUGGUGGAGGCGCUCGCCACCGACGACGGCGAGCUCGAGUCCACCUACGUCAACGUGUUCCUCGCCACAUACCGUUCAUUUGCGGAAUGCAGUCGAGUGCUGGAUCUCUUGCUGCGACGAUAUGAAGCCUUGGCUGCCGAGGACGUGGUCCCCGCCGCGGUCGACACCUCACAACAACAUAGAAAGACUCUGGUGGCAUGUCUCCACGUGUGGCUGGACACCUACCCGGAGGACUUUCGUCAACCACCGCACCACCCUGCACUGCAACAGCUACUCGCCUUCACCCAGCUUCAUUUGCCAGGAUCGGAGCUUCAUUCGAAGGUGUUACAGAAGUUAGCAGUAUUCAGUGCAGAACGCAACGGGUCCGGCGCGGGCGGCAGCGUGUGCCUGGCGCCCGGCAUGCGGCUGGCGGCGCACCACACCAGCGCCUACCGCCUGCCGCACGUGCCCCACCGACACUUCGCCGAGCAGCUCACGCGCAUGGACAUGGAGCUGUUCAAGAAGCUCGUGCCGCACCAGUGCCUCGGCGCCGUCUGGUCCCGCCGCGACAAGGACCGCUCCCACGACGCCGCCACGGUGCUGGCCACCGUCAACCAGUUCAACGCGGUCUCCUUUCGCGUCAUAUCGACCGUCCUCGUCGAGCCCAACCUCAGGCCUCUCGAGCGCGCCGAUAUCUUAGCCGCCUGGCUCGAUAUAGCCCGCGAGCUGAGAGUCCUCAAAAACUUUUCCUCGCUCAAAGCGAUCAUCUCCGGAUUACAGAGUAACCCGGUGUACCGACUCAGGAAAACGUGGGCUCUCCUUCAGAAGGAGAAGGCCGAACUGUACGAUGAGUUGGCGCGAAUAUUUAGCGAAGACAACAAUCGUUGGGCUCAGAGGGAGUUGUUGAUGCGAGAGGGCACCGCCAAGUUUGCCGAUACGGUGGGCGAGAACGAUAGACAGCUUCAGAAGUUACUCCAUGAGAGGGGCUCGCCCGGCGUGAGUCACGGAACGAUUCCGUAUCUGGGGACGUUUUUAACGGAUCUCACGAUGAUCGACACCGCCAUACCCGAUACAGUGGCGGAUGGUCUGAUCAAUUUCGACAAACGAAGAAAAGAAUUCGAGGUGCUGGCGCAAAUAAAACUGUUGCAGGGCGCCGCCAACGCGUAUCAUUUGCCGACCGAUCCGAUGUUCGACAGAUGGUUCGACUCGGUGAUAGUGCUCGACGACCGGGAGGCGUACCAGCUCUCGUGUCAGAUCGAGCCGCCGACUAAUCCGCCGAAGGACAGGCGGCCGAAGAAGAUGAACGACAACAACAAUCAAGGUCACAGGAAGAACGAUUCGAUAGCCAGCACGAGUUCGAGUAACUCGUCUCAGUUCUACUGCGAGACGGACGGGGCGGGCAACGCGUGGAAGCGGGAUAGUUUGGAGCGGCGCACGUCGCCGACGCGGCUGUCGCACGGCUCAUCGUCGUCGUCGCUGCCGUCGCUGGAUGUGUCACUAUCGAGCGCCAACAGCGGGCAGAAGGCCAACGGGAAAGCGGGUGGCGCAAGCCCGGCGCACGCUACGCGCACGGGGCCUGACUUCUACAUCAUCCGCGUCACAUACGAGUCAGAUUGCGUGGAGACCGAGGGCGUGGUGCUGUACAAGUCCAUCAUGCUGUGCAACAACGAGCGCACGCCGCAGGUCAUCCGCAACGCGAUGCUGAAACUUAAUCUCGACGGCGAUCCAGAUGGAUACACUUUAGCACAAGUUUUGCCCGAUAGAGAAAUGGUGCUACCGGCGAACGCAAACGUGUACUACGCAGUGAACACCGCGUACAACCUGAACUUCAUCCUGCGCCCGCGCAAGCCGCAGCCCGAGCCCGUGGCCAACGGCCGCGCGCGCAAGCGCCCGUGACUGCGUCCUCUGUGGCGUUCUUCGCACACGUGAAGUGCUUUCGAACAUCGAGCUGGCCACAUAGAAUAAAAAAGAAAAACAUCAAGUAAUGUAAUAUUGUCUAUGCACUGGCCACAUGUAAUAAAAAAUAACAUCAAGUGAUCUUGUCUGUUGACUGGCCACAUACAAUAAAAAAUAAUAUCGAGUGACCUUGUGGACUACUUUUCUGCUAUACUCAUCGCUUCGUCCAGUGGAUAUCAGAUAAUCGAGGCGCGUCUUUUUGUGUGUUUUUGAACUAUACCGAACUAAGUGCAACACGUGAUAUUGACAAAUGUUCGAUUACCUUUAGACACAGGCGCACAAACCCAAAUGUCCCUUUACACAGAAGCUUUUUAUGGGCAGGUUGGAAGUCAUAUACUCUGACUGAAUAUAACGAAAAUAAGGUGUUGUGUGUAUUGGUAGCUACGUGAUACAUUCGGGACCUCUAGUUUCUGAGUUCGGUGGAUGUCGUGACAACUUGUCAAAGUUUAGUCAGUCAUAGCACGUCAUCAUAGUUAAUUUUUAUGACUGGCUGUCACCAACACCAGCUGAGCUCUAACGCCUUCAAAGAAGAAUUUCUUUUCUGCCUGUGUAUGCAUGCAUGUUGAUGUAUUAAGCUGUUAAUUUUUGCCACUGAGCUCAGAAACUGAUGGUAAUUGUAAAUGUGUGAAAAGUGUUGAGUUAGAUACGACUGUAUAUCUGGAGUUACAUAAAAGGGCCAAACCCAAUACAAUCCGGGGUAGCAUUCCUGUGAUCUUGUACAAAUCUUUCGAGUUCCUUUGGUAUUUAUUAUACUCCUUGUGUGAAUUUGUAUACUCAUUGUGACUAUUCGCAAGAACUGUUCAAUGUCUGUGUUCAUAGUGUACUUGUAUAGUGCAUUUUGAAGUGUUUAUAUUGAUAACUGAUGUAAAUAAUAAAGUAAUACCAUGCCACCUUAUAGAAUUAAACCGUCAUUGUUGUUUAGUCGCCUAUGUAUACUCUUAGAUGUGACAACAUGUUUGUAUAUAAGAAAAUUGUGUAUAUAAAGAAUCUCAUAAAUCUAAAACGAUACUGAGCCAAAGGCAGAUUGUUAUGUCUUGUAGUAAGGUGCUGUCUCUCUUAUACAACAAUAUAAUAGUAGCUUUAAAUUAGUAAAAUGUUGGAAAACCGAAUUUCAUUAAUGUAUAAUCAUAACAUUAAUAACCUAACAAAUACUGAAAAUAAAUAUUUUCGUCCAUUUUUUCAGUUUAGUAGAAAGUUGCAAAGAAACCAAUCUUCAUUAGUUGCAAGCAAUAGUAGGUAGCCAAUUUAUAUAACUGAUAUUAAAUUUAUUCAGCGAAAUUUUCCGAGGCAUUUAUUUUUUUUUCAUUCUAAUUGGAUCGUGUAUUGGCAAAAGGUAUAAUAAUGUUGAAAUGAGACUAUUUGUAUGUGUAUUGUAUUAAAAUUGUCAUAAUAAAAUAUAGCAAAGUUUAUUGUACUAGAACAAUUUAUUAAAUAUUUUUGUAUUUAUGAACUUUAUAUUGUGUACUUUCCAAGAAAGUUGAUUAAUUUAGUAUUAUUAAAUAUAAUAAUCGAUCAUAUUUAAAACUUACUCAAAGGAAAUAAUUAGAUAUUAUUUGUUUUUUUUUUUAUAUUUUGGAUAUUUUUUAAUCUAAUUAGCAGGACUUUUUGCAUUAAGGCUGAGUUAAACAUUUAUUUAUUAUCAUAUUAUCAUUUAAGUAUACAUAUUAGAAAUUUCUUAUUUUUUCGGAUUUACUGUUUAAAUGUGUACACCUAUUUGUUUGUGUAUGUAUAUUUGUAUGUUACCUGCCCGAUGCAUGACUCAUUCAUUAACUAUUGUCUGUAAAUACUUUGUACCUAAUUAUUUGUAAUUUUGUAGUUUUCCACCUACGUCCGUAACAUGUUUAUAACUGUGUAAUAAACGUUAAUGAUACCCCUUA
This is a messenger RNA of Ostrinia furnacalis (Asian corn borer), 4732 nucleotides long. RefSeq names its product Ral guanine nucleotide dissociation stimulator-like (gene Rgl). Gene Ontology annotation, molecular function: guanyl-nucleotide exchange factor activity. Gene Ontology annotation, cellular component: plasma membrane. Bases 561 to 2795 code for a protein of 744 amino acids. The transcript is spliced from 8 exons. Gene Ontology annotation, biological process: Ras protein signal transduction. Lineage: Eukaryota; Metazoa; Arthropoda; Insecta; Lepidoptera; Crambidae. The record is from RefSeq and is a predicted model, not a curated record.